Messenger RNA from Aspergillus ruber CBS 135680, 3684 nucleotides. Its product is annotated as putative RNA polymerase II transcription elongation factor (Ctr9). Gene Ontology annotation, biological process: regulation of DNA-templated transcription. Gene Ontology annotation, molecular function: RNA polymerase II complex binding. Bases 1 to 3684 code for a protein of 1227 amino acids. NCBI's taxonomy places the organism in Eukaryota, Fungi, Ascomycota, Eurotiomycetes, Eurotiales, Aspergillaceae. The transcript is spliced from 2 exons. Gene Ontology annotation, cellular component: Cdc73/Paf1 complex. The record is from RefSeq and is a predicted model, not a curated record.
AUGGCGACUCUAGAGAAUGGCCAUACCAAUGGCCUGAACGGCGAAUCCCAACCUUUCUCUUUUAACCAGCGCUUCUCCGACAUUCCUUCGGCCAUCGAUAUUCCCGCGUCGACCCUCGAUAGCGAAGUCGAGGUCAGUCUCGAAGGGCUACCCGAUGAUCCAACUGAACUGUGCACGUUGCUGGAGAACGAAAAAGCUGCAAAGAACUUUUGGGUGAUCAUCGCGCUCGCGUACGCGAAGCAGAAACAGAUCGAUCAUGCCAUCGACAUCCUCAACAAAGGCCUGGCUUCAGUGGCUCACGGAGCGACCAAGGAGAAGCUCGUGCUGCUGGGCUGGGUAUGCUGGCUCUUGAUGCUGAAGAGUCGGCAGGCACCUCGCGUUGCGUCGGAAGGGGAGCUGUACACAGAGGCCAAGACUAAAGAUUACUAUCUGCAGCUGGCGACGUCAACGUUGAACGAGGCAUCACGUUUGAAUCCUGCGUUUCCGCCCUUGUUCCUGGCGAGAGGUGUUUUGUCGCUGCUGCGCGCUUCGUUGUACCCUCCGCGACCUGUUCGACCGGGGACUGUAGAUACAUCCGAGAGAGUGGAAUCACUACGACAGGCGUUGAAAUGCUUUGAUGAGUCGUCUAAGGCCUUUGGCGGCCGGAACAUAAUGGCUAUCAUGGGACGUGCCAGAGCGCAAUAUCUACUGGGAAGAUACGCGGAUGCGCUGGACGGGUAUCAAAAAGUUUUGAUGAGAAUGCCCAACCUGACCGACCCGGAUCCGCGAAUUGGUAUUGGUUGUUGUUUGUGGCAGCUUGGUUUCAAGGAUCAGGCAAAAGUUGCUUGGGAGCGGGCAUUGGCAUUGAACCCCGACUCCAAGGUUGCUAAUAUCCUACUCGCAGUCUACUAUCUCUACGACAGCUCUCGGCACGCGACAACCGACCCUGCGUUUGGUUCGCUAUACAAGGUUGCGAUGACACAAUACACUCAAAAAGCUUUCAAGCUCGACAAGGAAUAUCCAAUGACGUGCGCCCUGUUCGGAAGCUAUUUCCUUUUGCGAAAAUCCUACUCCACGGUCGACACACUAGCCCGUAAAGCCAUUGAACACACGGACGUGAUGUCGAUCGCCAGUGAUGGGUGGUACCUCCUAGGACGGAAAGCGCACUACGAGAGCGACCUCGCACGCGCUGCCGAAUAUUACAACCGCUCCGACCAGGCGCGGGGAGGCGGGGAUAAGGGGUAUCUGCCUGCCAAAUUCGGCACGGUACAGAUGCAAGUGAGCAACAAGGACCAGGACGGAGCAAAAUUCCGACUGGAGAAGAUCAUCCAGCAGACGAAGAACCCCGAAUGUAUGAUUCUGCUCGGCGCUUUGCACGCGGAGGAAGUCUUUGCCGCGCAGCGGAGCGGUAGCAAAGAAGACAAGUCCACAGAGGCUAAGAAGGCGAUCAGCCUGCUAGAGUCAGUCCGUGCACUGUGGAAAGAAACUGGUGGGAAGAAGAUCUCGCCAGAUGAGUCAGUACUGGUGUACCUGGCUCGGCUGUACGAGCAGAUAGCUCCCGAGAAGAGCAUGCAAUGCCUGACGCAGCUGGAGCAGAUGCAACUGGCGGAGGUCCCCGUCGACGGGCUCCCGGACGACGUCGAGGAUGAGGACAAGAGGAAUGCACUUCUGCGGGAGAACCUUCCGCCACCGCUUCUGAACAAUAUGGGCUGUUUCUUGUACCAGAACGAGAAGAUUGACCAGGCACGCGCGAUGUUCCAGACGGCGUUGAACGCGUGCGUCAAGUCCCAGGAGAAAAAGGAGUCGGACGCCGACACCGAUGCGCUCGUGACUACGGUCAGCUAUAACCUUGGUCGGACAUACGAAUCCUCCGAUAUGCCUGAGGAAGCCAAGAAGGUCUACGAAGGACUAUUGGAGCGACAUGCAGACUACACUGAAGCGAACGCACGUUUGACAUACAUUGCACUCCGACAGAGUCCUACAGACGAAGGACCGAAGCGGAUGGCCAAGUUAUACGAGGUCGACUCGACGAACCUUGAAGUGCGGGCGCUGUUCGGGUGGUACCUGAGCAAGUCCAAGAAGCGGGCUACCAAUCUGGCGGAAGACCAUGAGCAGCGACACUACAAGCACACGCUGCAAUAUCAUGAUAAGCAUGACCGGUACUCGCUCACGGGAAUGGGUAACGUCCACUUGGUAACGGCCCGAGACAUGCGCCGCGACACAGAUCAAGAGAAAGAAAAGCGACGCAAGAUGUACGAACGUGCCGUCGAAUUCUUCGACAAGGCGCUCCAAUUGGAUGCUCGGAAUGCCUACGCGGCUCAGGGUAUUGCGAUUGCCCUGGUUGACGACCGCAAAGACCAUGCAACGGCGGUACACAUCUUUUCGCGGAUCCGCGAUACACUGAAAGACGCCAGUGUGUACCUGAACCUUGGGCACGUGUAUGCCGAACUACGCCAGUAUUCGCGGUCGAUUGAGCACUAUGAAUCGGCCCUCUCUAAGGACCGUGCGCGCGACGCGCAAAUCUUGGCAUGUUUGGGCAGGGUUUGGUUGCUCCGAGGCAAGCAGGAGACAAACCUAUCCGCCAUGAAAACAGCCCUAGAGUACGCGCAGCGAGCUCUCAGCGUCACGCAGGGACAAGUACAUCUGGAGUUCAACGUCGCAUUCGUCCAGAACCAGAUCGCACAGCUGGCGUACGGCCUACCCGAGACUCAGAAGACGGUGAAAGAAGUAGAAGAAGCCGCAGCGGGUCUCAAUGAAGCCGUGGAGACGUUCGGGCGCUUGGCCAAGGCUAAGAACCCACCGUAUCCGGCGGAUUCCCUAGAACAGCGUGCGAAUAUGGGCAAGACCAUCAUGAAACAGCUGGACCGUGCGCUGCAGAAGCAGAAGGAGUACGAAGAGAAGAACGCGAGCAAGCUACAGCAGGCGCGGGAGGCACGAGAAGCCGCGAUCAAAAAGCGGGAAGAGGAAGUGCUCAAGGCGCGCGAGAUGGAACAGGAGCGGAAGAAGAAGGUUGCAGAGGAGCGACAGGCAAUGGUUGAAGAAGCACAACGCCUAGCUGAAGAGCGGACGGCGCGCGAACGAGAGAAGGAGGAGGCGGUUAUGACGACGGACUCGGACACAGGUGACAAGGUUAAGCGGAAGAAGAAGUCGUCAAAGCGCAAGAAGAAGGACGAUGAUUUCAUCAGCGAGGGUGAAGGGGAAGGUGAAAGAGGAAGCGGCGAUGAAGAAGAGGAUGGUGGUGCAAGCCGCAAGAAGCAGCGCAAGGCAAAGAAAAAGAAGAAGCCGAGUGAGGAUGCAGAGAGCGGAGACGAGGAUGACGGUGCUGCACCUAAGAAACGACGCAGGCUGGAACGGCGGUCUGGCGGUAAGGUGCAGCAGGGCAAGUUUAAGAGUAGUGAGGUCGUGGAGUCGUCCGAUGAGGACGAAGCUGAACCUGCGGUGACGGAAGACAAGGAUGAGGAGAUGCGUGAUAGCGCAACUGCAGAAAGACAAGAGGGUGAGGAGGAAGAUACAGUACAGCGACGACGGAGCAAGCCUAGUCGCCGUGUUGCUGAUGAUGAUGAGGAUGAAGAGGAGGCAGGAGAGACUGGAGCUACUGGAGCUACUGGAGCAAAAGGAGGAGGUGGUGGUGGUGAUGACGAGGAUGAGGAUGACUUGUUCAAUGACAAGGGGGAUGAAGACACGGAGAUGAAGGAGGAUGAGUAA